AUUGGUUGUGAAAAAUAUUUGGAUUUGGUAUAGUUUUUUUCGGGUAACAAUUGCAAUACUUUAUAGUUGUGUUUUCUUUAAAGAUAACUGCAUGAAUUAUAAUACAUUUAAAAUAGUAUGUGCUGCUUUCAUUUACACAAUCAGUCACACUAGACACUCGUGACGUACGCAUAGUUCUAAACGCGCUCACACAGAGAAUUUAUGGUUAAUGAAAGCAAGAUCCAUAAUUUGCUACACAUAAACUUAAACGUAAGUUAGCUUCUCUAUAUUCUAAUCGAACAAUAUAAAAUUCUCACGAGCAUGCAAAAUUAGAUUUUUUUAGAAACAUUAAAAAUGGACCUAACAGACUUUAUUUUUUAUUAUCAUGUUUAUGAUUUUCGGAAUAUUUUAAAUUUCAUAUACUCUCCUGAUUAAGUUAAACAUCAGACUAAUCACUAUCACAUUCGCCAAAUAACGAUUUUAAAAAAAAAUGUUUUUUGAAAAUGUUAUUUUUUUAAAUAAUCAUUAUUUUGUAAUAUUUGAUUGUAAUUAUUGAUUGUAAAUACAACAAAUUGAAUUUAGUCCACGACGUGUGAUUAAGUAUUAAAACAACAACACCUUUUAGCGCAUUUUAUUUAAACAGUGAGGCCUUUAAAUAAUUUUAAUAAUUAUGUACACAUUUAAUAAAGUCUCACAUAUAUCAGCACAUCUCAACCUAUUUGUCGUGAAUUCAGGUGAUCUUCCGACUAUAGACCAGGUUUUAAUUUUAAAAAUCUUCAGAAAUUUGCGUUAUUCGUUCCUUUUACAUGCAUUUUUAUCUUAUUCGUACCAUCUUUCUUUUUUCGUAUUCAAAAUGAUUUAAAAUGUGUUCGGGCAAGAUAUGUGUGUCAUUGUCCAUAUUUUGUACUUGCACUACUUACCGUUCAAGCUAAAGCUAAAGCUAUUUUUAAAUUGAUUCAUUCGUUAGCUAUCCUCCCCAACCACCAUUAUAUUCUUUACACCUGUUUUUAAAUUUAUAGAAAUAAUUAUGUUACGGGUUUGAAAACUUGACAAAAACUUUUCAAAAUGUAACCCUAUUAAAUACAUUUUGGGAACUGCUGACUAAAAUGAAAUUUGCUUAUUUCAGAACCUGUGCCAGUAGGUGCUAUAAAUAUCUUUACUACGAGGGGUUUUUUUUAAUUAAUUGAUUUAAUUUUCGUAAUAAUCAUAUAAUCGUUAUGAAUUCAUCACGGCUAAAUUGCGAAACUCCUUAAAAUUUAUGUAAUAUGAAAGUGUAACAAUGUUAUUUAUGUUAGGUAGCUCAAUAAAUGUAUUCGCCAACUCGCACCAGCAUUUAUUUGGUAUUUCGCAGUUAACUGCUAUAAAGUGUGUAUACAAAUAUUCUUGUUCUAUACUUUAACCAAAGAAAGCAUUAUUUCUUAAAGAGAGAUUGAGAAAAUGUCCUCCCCAAACAAGCAAAAUGAGAUGUGUCAUAAAAUCCUAACACAACAAGUUGGUGCACUUCAGGAAGUAACAGAACAUUAUAACAAAACGUUGUUGGAAUUUUUAGUUAAGGUAAUCUAAGUCUAACAAAUUUUAAGCUUGUAAAAGUGUAACGAAUUUUAAGGUAAUCUAAAGUCUAAGCUAUUUUACAAACCGAAUUUUAAAAUAUUUUUUUUUCAUCAUUUGAUUUAUCAGUUGUUGUUUUUUGUGUUCCUUUAAAAAAAAUAAAGACUUAACCAUAAAACAAGCUGAUUUUAAAAAAAAAAAAAAGACUUUUAGAUGAAGUAUAUUAUGUUAGUCCUAUUUUAUUGCAAAGUUUCUAGAAAAUUAUACAUUGGACUAAAAUUAGAAAUGCUUCUUCAUUUGCCAUACAUUGAUAUAUCUCUUUCUUGAUUAAAUUUUCAUGUACUCUGUAGAACGUUUUUAAUAUAAUUUUUUUUUAAUAUUGAUGUAAAGGGUAUGAGAAUCACUGUUGUUAUGUGUAGAGGAUUGUUUUCAUGUUUGAUAGGGAAAGAUGUUGAGUUAGAGAUGUUACGUGUAACAGUACCGUUUGUGUGAGAGUGUUGUGACGUAAUUGUAUAAGGUGAUAUGACGCGUUAGUUUUUGUUGUUGUUAUGGAAGAAUAGAGAUGGCCGCUGUGAGCUGUUCAAGACAUAGCUUGUUGUGAGAUGUUCAAGGCUUAGCUUUCUAUGUGUGAAGAUUCAGCUAGAUAGUUAGUGGAGUUGAACAUUGAUAAGUUUACAAAUGGUAUUGUGAAGUACACUGAUUUGUCAGGCUUACUUGGCAUAUUAAAACUAUAUAGUGAACUCAUAUCGAUAUAUCCAGUGUUUGUUGUCGGUCACACUGGUUUGUAUGGUACUAGGAUGUCCCAUAGAUGAGCGUCUGGAUUAGAAGAGUGGAUGACCACAGGACAUCAAGAGUUACAUUUCGACAAUUGACAAAAAUGAUCGAUCGAUCGAUCGAUCGAUCGAUCGAUCGAUCGAUCGAUCCAUCCAUCCAUCCAUCCAUCCAUCCAUCCAUCCAUCCAUCCAUCCAUCCAUCCAUCCAUCCAUCCAUCCAUCCAUCCAUCCAUCCAUCCAUCCAUCCAUCCAUCCAUCCAUCCAUCCAUCCAUCCAUCCAUCCAUCCAUCCAUCCAUCCAUCCAUCCAUCCAUCCAUCCAUCCAUCCAUCCAUCCAUCCAUCCAUCCAUCCAUCCAUCCAUCCAUCCAUCCAUCCAUCCAUCCAUCCAUCCAUCCAUCCAUCCAUCCAUCCAUCCAUCCAUCCAUCCAUCCAUCCAUCCAUCCAUCCAUCCAUCCAUCCAUCCAUCCAUCCAUCCAUCCAUCCAUCCAUCCAUCCAUCCAUCCAUCCAUCCAUCCAUCCAUCCAUCCAUCCAUCCAUCCAUCCAUCCAUCCAUCCAUCCAUCCAUCCAUCCAUCCAUCCAUCCAUCCAUCCAUCCAUCCAUCCAUCCAUCCAUCCAUCCAUCCAUCCAUCCAUCCAUCCAUCCAUCCAUCCAUCCAUCCAUCCAUCCAUCCAUCCAUCCAUCCAUCCAUCCAUCCAUCCAUCCAUCCAUCCAUCCAUCCAUCCAUCCAUCCAUCCAUCCAUCCAUCCAUCCAUCCAUCCAUCCAUCCAUCCAUCCAUCCAUCCAUCCAUCCAUCCAUCCAUCCAUCCAUCCAUCCAUCCAUCCAUCCAUCCAUCCAUCCAUCCAUCCAUCCAUCCAUCUAUCCAUCUAUCUAUCUAUCUAUCUAUCUAUCUAUCUAUCUAUCUAUCUAUCUUCAAUUCAUAAUGCACUGAUAAUAUAAUUAAAAUAUGAAAUGGGAAUUCAUGCUAAAGAAAAUAUAUUAUUGCAAUUUCAUUUCACAAUUGUCGUUGCAUUUACUAUAGGUUCAGUCUGAAGUGCUGUCCUUAGAUGUUGAAGAUAUCGACUUUCAAAGACGAUUUGAACAUAUGUACACACUAGUUCAACAAGUGAUUGUGUACAUCCUCUCAAAGACCAAUGAAUUUAAAGGUACUCGCCAUAAAUUAGAAACAUGCGUUGUCUGUAUUUUGAUUUAAUGUUCACUCAUGUUUUGGAAAGGUAUUGAUUUAAAUAAUAACUAAUUAUUCUGUAAGCAUUUUAUUUUGCAGAAUCAAAUCUUUAUGUAUUUUUGGCUCGCUUAAGUGCGUCUGCACCAGUGACGUAGUAGCCUUAGUAGCCCCCCAAAACGGCACUUUUUUCUCUAUAUAAUAUAGUUUUUUUCGAAAUUUUUACUUAGUGUAAACCAAAGAAAGGUGUUAAACGACUCAAGACAUCAUUUUAUUUUACUACCAAUCGCUACACAUAAGAUGAAUGAUAAUGUUUUAAACACAAUUUUUUGUGUUCAUAACAAUCGCAGUGGAUUACAAUGUCUUAACUUCUUUACUUACUUGCAGGUGCGUUAAAGAAUGGAACUGAAAAUCAACUCCUCUUCAGACCAGCCUCAAAUUCCAAAGCUCACUUAGGUUUUGUGUUAGAGGAUAAUGAUCAAGAAACUGGUAAUAAUUUAGAAAAACAUUAAGCCAAAUAUAAAAAAUCACGUGUUUUAUUUCUAUUAAAUGCUUUUUGAUAACGGUAAAUGGUAACAAGUAAGAAUAUUUUUUUUUAUGUUUCAACAUGAUGAGACUGUGGAAAACCGUUACAUAAGCGGGGCGCGAAGGGUUCGACCGCGCUGGGUCAAACUUUUGGUGGUUUUAAUAUAUAGAAAUCGUGUGUGUGUAUGUGUUAUGUAGGAGCUUGCUAACAAUCAAAGUACGCCACUGAGUAGGGCUAGACAGAAGCGUACCUAGAGUGUUUGGUUCUUGGGGACAAUAUUCAUGUUUAAGAACCUCCCGUUCUUUUUUCAACUCUCAAACCCAUUAUUUUCAUCAAUAAAAAAAAAAUAAAAACAAAUUUAGGCUCCUCUAACUAGUCUGGUGCUCAGGGAAUCUUUCCCCCCUUGCCCUCUUAGAUACGCCUCUUGGGGUUAGAUGUUGACUUUGCCCCUUUGCUGUCCAUCAUUUGAAGAUGCAGUACAAAGUAAUUUUGAUUUUUGCAGAAUAAUUAUUUUCCUAAGAGUACAUUUAUUUUAAGAAAGUUAAAUAAUAAACUUAAAUUUUGGUUUUCCUCUGAAAUGCGUAGGUUUACACGUUAAAAUGUUCUACUUUUGUACUUUGAAAAAAAAAUGUUAGUCAUUAUAUACAUGAUAUGUUUCAUCAAUUACGAAUGUUCACAGAAACCAUGACGUCUGACCAAAUAAGAAAAGACAUUGAAUCACUCGAGAAGAUUGUGUUCCGUAUGCAAAAAAGGAGUAAAGAAUUUGAAGAGAAACAAACGGCACUGGGAAAAACAUUUCAAGAUCUGCGCUGUCAUCAGGAAGACAUAAAUGAACAAAUUUAUUUAUUCAGAAAUGAAAAACAGGAAAAAGGCAAGGAAUUACAAAAAGGGCUAAAUGAUUUUGAGGACAAACUUGAUCAGAAUCAAGUCAAGAUUGAGACACUUGAGCAAGAAAUUAAAACAGUCGCAGACUCAGUGAAAGGCUUGACAUCUCAGUUCUUUUCCAGAAACAGUUUUGAAAAGGAUGCCAUGAAAUCUAUGGAAGAUUUGUCUAACAAAAUUGAGCGUUCAGAAGAUACAUUCGAUGCUAUUGCUGAAAAAGUUAAAAAACUUGAAGAUUCGCUUAAGUCCCUGUCUUGUAAGUUCUCCGAUCAACUUGAGAACCCCUGCACCCUCAGUGUUGAAAAAUAUGAUACAUUAGUAAGUUAUAUUAUUUUUAAAUAAUUUAAUUUUGUGAUUUUAUUUUUUCUUCUUUACUGUAAUUAAUCUAUGUAAAAUAAUCAUUAUUUUUAAACGUAAAAAAGCAAAAAAAAAAACAAAAAAAAACAAAAGCAGAAAAACGAUUCGUACUGAAGAAUAUUAUGUGACUUUAUUUUUAACUAACGAUUGCUUGAAGUUUUAUUUUGAUAAUUUUGUGCAUGUAUUAUUCAAGUGAAACUGUCUUGAAAAGUUUAAACCGUAAAAAUGAUGAAUGUAGGAUUAAUAAAGGAUAUAUUUUCCUGACAUCCCCCAUUCACAGCGUGACGAUGGUGUAAGCUUCGCAGGACGUAUUCACAAGACCUGGAAUUUUUCUUUAGGGGAAUAAACUGAUUCCCUAGACAACAAAUAACAUCUUUCCACGCACAUGGAUAAAACGAUUAAAAAGCAUGUGCCGAUGAUACAGCUUGGCACAAGUAGCGUCUACGUAGUUUUCAUUGUCUCGGGCAUAAGUAGUGUCGAAUUAGUUUUCAUUGUCUCGGGCAUAAGUAGUGUCGAAGUAGUUUUCAUUGUCUCGAGCAUCAGUAGUGUCGAAGUAGUUUUCAUUGUCUCGGGCAUCAGUAGUGUCGAAGUAGUUUUCAUUGUCUCGGGCACCAGUAGUGUCGAAGUAGUUUUCAUUGUCUCGGGCAUCAGUAGUGUCGAAAUAGUUUUCAUUGUCUCGAGCAUCAGUAGUGUCGAAGUAGUUUUCAUUGUCUCGGGCAUCAGUAGUGUCGAAGUAGUUUUCAUUGUCUCGGGCAUCAGUAGUGUCGAAGUAGUUUUCAUUGUCUCGGGCACCAGUAGUGUCGAAGUAGUUUUCAUUAUCUCGGGCACCAGUAGAGUCGAAGUAGUUUUCAUUGUGUCAAUGUUAAUCGCCUUACGGGUUUUUGAAUUUAGAAUGUUUCUUCUCUUAGAUGUGUUUCCAUUCACGGCUAACGAGUCCCAACAAGGUGCAGGUGGUGUUUUUGCUUGACUAGGUUUUUCUUAGCGAAUGAACUAUAGUUUACAAGCUCAGUAUUGACUCAGUUUUGACCGCCGGUCUACAAUCUCAAUACAGUGCAAAUCAAUAUAUUAUUAGGCUAUUUAAUACAUUAAAAAAUUUUUUAAACAGAUUAUUUAUUGAUUUUAGGAUAAGAAGUAUGGACUGCUUUGUCAGCUUGUUUUCAAGAGCCUGUCUUCCGUUGAGGAAUUAAAAGAUACUUUCAACACAAAUUUGGUGAUGAAAGAUAGCAGCACUUCAAAGGUAAAUAGAUCUACUGAUUAUUUUAAUCAUAAAUCUAAAUACAUUUUUCUACAUUAAAUUAAGUAGAUUUACAAAGAAAAAGGCCAGAAAUUAAAUGAAAAUUUUGCGCUCAAUUUGAAACACGUGAUAUGUGUUUUUAUGAUUCUCUUGUAAUAAAUGCUCUUGCAAUUUGGAAACACUUAAUUGUAAAUGUGUGUGGUUGAUUUUCAGAGAGAUGGCAUUGAAUAAAAUAUGAAAGUGGUGACCCGGGAAAUUGAAUCUAUCGGUGAGAGCUUCCCUUCAUAAAACUAAUCUUGUCAAUGGAAUUAAACAAUGCGGGUUCCUUUUACUGUUUGAGUUUCAAACAAGUUUUUUGUUAAGCACCUUAAUGACUUAAGCAUUUCUAAAUUUUAGAUUUAAAGAUGAACCAGUUUCAGAAAGAAUAUAUCUUUAAAAAGCCUCUUUUAUUUGUCAGGUUUUUUUUUCGAAAUGUUUUUCCUUAUAUUAUUAAGGAUCUAUUAAUUAGUUCAGAGGUUCCCAAACCUCAUCACAUUGGUGCCACGAAGGGUUUAAAAAAUCUCCUAAUGUAAUAGGAUUCAAUAUUUUUUAAACCCGUUUUGCAUUAGCCUUACAAAUGGUGCUUUUAUUGAUUACAUGUAGCGAAUAUUUUCGUUUAUAAAUAGAUAUAGCUUUCAUGUGCUUCUAGCUUUGAUUUAGAUUUGAAAGGUUUCAUCCGCGGAUUAAUGUUGUGAUUAUAUCACGUAAAGCUAUAAAAGUAAGUUUGUUCGUUUUUUUCUUUAAGUGUUCGAUUUUAAAACGGAGUGAUAGUGAAAAAAAAGUGUGUGACAACGCCAAAUGCUACCAACGUAUGAAGAAGCGAAAACAUCUUACAUAUUGGGACAUUUAUUUUGACUUUUGUGUUUCGUCCAUAAAAGUUGGUUUUAAAAGAGAGGCCAUAGAAUGACAGUGUUGGAGGCAUGCUACAAAGUAAAUUAAAAAUAAUUUUGAUAGACAUUCAUUAAAGCAUGGUUUGAUAAAUUAAGUGAUUGAUGCAACAUAAAAUAUUCGCAUUUUCGUUGGGCACUUGUUAAGAAUUUGUUUGGGGAUGACCUGGUAAAACGUGUAUUAAACGAGAGUUCGUGACUCACAAACAAAAAUUGAGAUCCACCGGUCUAAGAUAUAAAAUGUAAUAAUUUUUACUAUUGUUAUUUAAACAGAUCUAAAAUUUUGGGAAACUUUGGUGGCAUUCUCUGACUUUUCCGAACUUAAUCUGCCCCCACACUCAGACUUUUCGAAAGAUUUCAAACGUCACUGUUCUCUUCAAGGGGUGGAUGAAAGAAAAGGACUAUUUCCAGUAUCGGCCAAUGGGUUUUAUAGCAUCAGUACAUCCGUCAAAUAUAAGAAUAAUACGCUCUUGAACACACGCAUAUGCUAAACAACUAAAGGAUCUGACAGUGACACAGAGCCUGCCGAGUGUCACUUCCUGUAUCGAUUGCAAGGCGACGAGAGCGUCACUUACUUCACUGAGCUGUCAGAGGGAGAUUUGCUGCACUUAGAACUGCAAGAUAACGAUAAACGCACGCAUGUUCGAAUCGACUUCUCUUGUGCUUUGAUCAAGAGAUACAAUUUAAGAAAGCAUCCAUUUGAUCAUUUGUAUGAUUACAUGUAAUUUUUUUUAUGGCGUGCACACUUUUUUAAAAACAAAAUUACACUUACAAAAACAAAAACAAAAAAAGCAUGUGAUCCAUUUAUAAAUUGAUUAUUAAUAAAUCAAUUAAAGGUGUAUUCGUUUAAAUUUUAAAUAUUUUUCUUUAAAUUGUCACAUUUCAUGCGUGUGUUCAUCACUACUUAGCGAAGAAUAGCCACAAGUCUUUUUUUAAAAAGGUAUUAGUAAUUUUUAAAGCUUAUUGUCAAAUUGCGUAAUUAGAUGCGAUAGAUUCAGUCCAUGCUAAUUUUCAUUUUUUUUAAUAUUACUUUUUUAUUGUUAUUCGUGUUGUUAAAUUUUAUGCAUAAUAAAUUAACAUGUACCAUUUAAAAAAGGUUUACAAAUUGCAUCUCCACUUAAAUGUUAAUAAAAAUAUCCCAUUAUAAAAUGGGACGUCUGCCAUCCUAAAAUUUCUCUUGUCCCACGUACUAAUUCACCUCCCCAAGUAAGUAGUUUUUAGAUUAUACAGCUUUAACUAAUUUAAAAUAUACUUAGACAUGAGACAAUAAUUUUUUGCAUUUAUACAGUUUUCAUAGCCAUAAAAAAGAUCAUAGUGAUAACAGGUUAUAUAAAUCAACACACAAGUGUCACAUGUCAUUUUCCCAUCAAACGAUUUAAAUGUAUAUACUGAA
Messenger RNA from Lymnaea stagnalis (great pond snail), 8779 nucleotides. NCBI's taxonomy places the organism in Eukaryota, Metazoa, Mollusca, Gastropoda, Lymnaeidae. The record is from the annotation of a GenBank genome assembly.